GUGAACAACAAAUUGUCCAAAAUGUCUGUCGUGACGACUAUCCUUAUCUGCUCUCUAGUUCUUGCUACAAACACGAGAGGCAGCGAAAUAAUCUGGCGGGAAGGAAAACGCUAUGAAAUUUGCGUACGAGACGAUGGCACCUAUUUGGUUACUGUAAACGGCGAGCUGUGGCUUGCUAGUUCUCCUAUUGUGAACCGCAUCUUUGCCAAUGGGAAUUGGAACCAGCUCAAGCUAGCAGGAAAAGAGCAACAAAACGGCUCGACUCCGGGUUUGGGCCAAUUCUCAGCCAUAAGUUUGAGUCUCCAAACGGCGGGGAGCGACUCAAUUCGUCUUGUCAAUACAAUCAAAUACUACACGAAACAUGAUCUCUUCCUAUUCGAAACAAGUUUUCCUCAAAGGGUCACUGGUAUGGCUCAAGACAAACCAGGAGAGACAACUAUAAACAAAUCAAACAGAAAGGUUGGUAAUCGUGUUGGAGAGUUUUGGAGUACUACCACGGCCUCAACCUUUUUCCCUGCGUUUGAUUUCUCAAAUACAUCCAAGCUGCAUUCUCUUGGGUAUGCGGAGUGGCAUGGACGCUUUUCUAGCGAUUCGAAUUCCUAUGGUGUCGGCUUGAAGUCAUUCAAAGGAGGUACAGAGGGUGGUCCAGUGGUUCUAUUUAAUACAACUGGUGAGGUGGCCAGGAACCAGUCUGAUGCAAUAGUCAUCUCCUCGUUCAACAACUUCAAACAUGCCAUUGCUACCAAAGUUGAUGCAACCCCCCAGAAUGCUGCAAGCUUUGUUUUUGGAUUACAGAGUUACAUCACCGAAGUCCAAUCCGGAUUCAAUAUAUCGUUUGGACUGUCUGGAUCAGAACACGGAAUCAAUGCUGCAGUGGAAUCGUGGGGUGAGAAGCUAAGAGCUCGAUACGGAACUACACGAAUAUCUCCAGAAUUCGAUCCCACAAAUACAAAAUUAGGAUACUGGACAGACAAUGGUGCUUACUAUGAUGGCAGUUACUGGCAACAGAAUCCCACGGCAGUGGCUCAAGAUGUCCUCGUUGAUGUAAAAAUGUUACUCGACACCAUGGGUGUACCUAUUUCCUACAUUCAAUUGGAUCCAUGGUGGUAUCCUAAUGGCAAUGGAUGCAUUGAAUGGAUACCAAAAGAAAACUUAUUUCCCAAGGGUUUGUCAUGGUUGCGGGAAACGUUGGGCAUUCCAUUGUUGUUGUACGCCAACUAUUUCUCUGUGCAUAAUAAUUACGUCACAAGGAAGCAGUUUGAUUUCAUUGAUAGCCUUGACUUCCAACUUAGUUAUGCACGAGGACCAAUUGCUAAUGUUGAGCCUCAUCAGUCAUAUCAAUUUUAUGAUUAUAUUAUGUCGCAGUACAGUCGCAGCAUGGGUGCAUACGAAGUCGACUUUCUUGACUUCCAGUUUCUUCUCUUUCUUGAGUUGCAGGAGCAAGUUGAUGCGGCUGAAAUUUGGAUGAAGGGAAUGACAGAUGCCGCAUUAAAGCACAACGUUAGUGUGCAACUUUGUAUGGAGUUGCCAAGUGAUUUGCUACAGUCUGUUUUGUUUCCUGCCAUCACAAAUGCUCGUGCCAGUGAAGAUGACUUUCCCACUGCUGGUAACAGGUGGGACAUUGCCAUGACUGCCAUGCUGAUGCGUGCACUGGACAUUGGUCCAUUUUUUGAUGAUAUAUGGACACGAGCUGAUCAGCCAGGCAAUCCAUACAACAAAUCAUCAAACAACAUUAGAAUGCGGACGAUCAUCAGCACCUUCAGUGGUGGACCGGUUGGUAUUAGUGAUGGAAGGAAUUUCACUGAUCCUGAGCUCAUCAUGCAGUCGUGUCGUGCUGAUGGAGUCCUGCUAAAGCCGUCAAAACCUAUUGUGCCGAUUGAUGCACAGUUCAUGCCGGUGGACCAAGGGGGCAUACCAGCCGGAAAUAUUUGGAAUACUCACAGUCAGAUUGGUUCUACCAUGUGGUACUACGUGCUCGCUUUUGAUGUAGCAAAGCAGUUCCAUGUCACUCCAUCUCACAUCUACCCUCUCAAAAUGAUGACCAAUCGACCAAAAUUUAUGAUAGGAGAGUGGGGAUUUCCUAGCUGUUCGAACUACAGCAUGGCCACCGCGUGCCUCCACACGUUCGACGAUGCCCAUCCAUUUGCUCUACAUACGGGCGACAUGAACGGACAAGAGCACAGUUUUGUUGUCUACUCUAUCAGUCCCGUCUUGUCUAACGGUUACGUGUUCUUGGGCGAGUUCAACAAACUCGUUGCCGUCUCGCCCAAUCGAUUUACAGAAGUGAGUGUGAAUGGAAAUGGCGUGAAGGUGAAGGUGUCCGGUAAACCGUCCGAAAUGUUGACCACGUGGUUUGUCAAACCAGACGGUCGUAUCCUCACAGUUGCAGCACAAAUUCCCUCGUCUGGCGAGGAAACAAUUUAUGUUGCGUAAAUUAACGAAUAUCGUCUGCCAUUAUUGAAUUUGUUUGUUGAUUGCCUCGGCGUGUUUUGGAUGACUCUGCUGGUUAGAUGGUGUUUGGUCACGUGACACUAGAGCUGCACGUUGACUGGUAAACUAGGCAUUCAGUCAAUUUCGGUGUGGUUCUGUCUGCA
Corticium candelabrum is the source of this 2594-nucleotide messenger RNA. RefSeq lists its product as uncharacterized. The record is from RefSeq and is a predicted model, not a curated record. Lineage: Eukaryota; Metazoa; Porifera; Homoscleromorpha; Homosclerophorida; Plakinidae. The transcript has 8 exons. Bases 22 to 2433 code for a protein of 803 amino acids.